UUGUGUGGGUGUAAAUUAAUGGGGUAAGGAGACUCAAAAGCAUUGCUCAAAUCAAAAGAUAAAGCUAUGUUUAGCACAUAACUUUCCAUAGUUUAGUUCUCUUUCACGGAACGUAAUUCUGAUUUUAUGGAAGUAGCAUUGGACAAAGUGACAAUGGACCAAGUACCCAAUGAAGUGCACCAAGUUGUUGCACCACCCUACAAGAGCUCCCUACAGAAGUUCAUCACCAAGGUUAAGGAAACUUUUUUCCCUGAUGAUCCUCUGCGCCAAUUUAAGGGACAACCACUCAAGAGAAAACUAAUCCUUGGAGCUCAAUAUGUGUUCCCUGUGCUUCAAUGGGCUCCUAGUUACAGCUUCAAACUUUUUAAAUCUGACCUUAUUUCUGGUCUCACCAUUGCUAGUUUGGCCAUCCCCCAGGGAAUCAGUUAUGCUAACCUUGCAAAUCUUCCUGCAAUUCUGGGACUCUAUUCUAGUUUUGUUCCCCCCCUUGUGUAUGUUGUUCUUGGAAGCUCAAUGGAUCUUGCAGUAGGACCUGUUUCUAUUGCUUCCCUAGUGCUGGGAUCCAUGCUCACAGAGGAAGUGUCUCCCAGUGAACAACCUGAUCUUUUUCUUCAAUUAGCUUUAACUUCAACAUUCUUUGCUGGGAUCUUUCAAGCCGCUCUUGGAAUUCUAAGGCUAGGAUUUAUCAUUGAUUUUCUAUCAAAGGCAAUCCUUAUUGGAUUCAUGGCUGGAUCUGCUGUAAUUGUAGCUUUGCAACAGCUCAAGGGCCUUCUCGGAAUCAAACAUUUCACCAAAAAGAUGGCCCUGGUUCCAGUUUUGAGUUCUGUUUUUCAAAAUAAACACGAGUGGUCGUGGCAAACAAUAUUGAUGGGGGUUUGCUUCUUGGUGUUUUUACUGGUUGCAAGACACAUUAGCAUAAGGAAACCAAAGCUAUUCUGGGUCUCAGCUGGAGCUCCUCUUGUGUCUGUCAUCAUCUCUACUGUCCUCUCUUCUGUAAUCAAGGCUCAACUUCAUGGCAUCAGUGUGAUUGGAAAAUUGCCACAAGGAGUAAAUCCUCCUUCAGUGGAUAAGCUACUUUUUCAAGGAAGUCAUCUCGGUCUAGCCAUCAAAACUGGCCUUGUCACUGGGUUAUUAUCCCUCACGGAAGGAAUUGCAGUGGCAAGGACAUUUGCUUCUAUCCGAAACUACAAAGUGGAUGGAAACAAGGAAAUGAUGGCAAUCGGGUUCAUGAAUGUGGUUGGCUCCACCACAUCCUGCUAUGUUACAACAGGAUCUUUCUCUCGCUCGGCUAUCAACCAUAAUGCAGGUGCUAAAACAGCAAUGUCAAACUUAGUAAUGUCUGUGACAGUCUUGGUGACACUACUGUUUCUUAUGCCAUUAUUUCAAUACACACCAAAUGUUAUAUUGGGUACUAUCAUAAUAACAGCAGUGAUUGGCCUCAUUGAUCUCCCUUCUGCCUAUCUCAUUUGGAAGCUAGACAAAUUCGAUUUUGUUGUGAUGUUGACUGCAUUCUUUGGUGUGAUUUUUAUCUCUGUCCAGCUUGGCCUUGCUAUUGCAGUCGGAUUAUCAGUUUUCAGGAUACUCCUGCAAGUUACAAGGCCUAAAACAGUAAUGUUGGGGAACAUACCUGCAACAACCAUAUAUAGAAAUAUUCAUCAUUAUAAUGAAGCUACAAGAGUACCUGGUUUUCUUAUUUUAAGUAUAGAGGCUCCCAUCAAUUUUGCAAACAUCACAUAUCUCAACGAGAGAAUAUUACGAUGGGUAGAUGAAGAAGAAGCUACUAUAAAUGAUAACUUAUGCCUUCAAUUUGUGAUUCUGGAAAUGUCAGCUGUGAGUGCCAUAGACACAAGUGGAGUCUCACUUUUCAAGGACUUGAAAACAACAUUGACAAUGAAGGGUGUUCAGCUUGUGUUGGUGAAUCCUCUAGCUGAUGUUAUAGAAAAGCUGCAAAAAGCAGAUGAAGUUGAUGAUUUCGUUCGAGAAGAUUACCUUUUCAUGACAGUUGGAGAGGCUGUAACUUCACUUUCAUCACUAAUGAAGGGCCAAUCACCAACCAUGGAAGAAGAGGAGGCACAGAAAAUUGUGACUGAGUACUAAUUUGUUACUUAAGAUAGCAGAAAGGAAAACAAAAAUUAAAAAGAAGCAGCAGCGGCAGAGUAGAAUAGAGUUGGUAUGGACUGAUUAAUGCAACUAGUUUAGAAAACUAGGCUCCACUAGGCAUCUCCUUGUGGAAUUGAAACUGUCUCCUAGAAUAUAUAGAAUGGCCUCACAACUCACAAGCGAUCCUUGGCCGUGAGUUGAAGUGGUAACAAGUUGGUUGUGAAUUUAGGCUUGAGAAAUACUAGUAACACACUUUUUUGUGUUGCUAGCACUCCUCAUUUAGGCAUCCAUGCUGAUUUCCAUGUGCUUUUGAGCACCUCAGGCUCAACAGAACCUCUUGUGAAUAUCUGUUGUGUACUAUAAAAUAAAAACCUCAGAAAAAUUGACUAGUCAAUGUAAUCCAUAGUGCUACUCAAUCAGUGUACAUAACAUUUGUGUGUAACUAGCAUUGAACUCUGGAGGAUAAGUCCUCUUUAUAGCAUCAUUAUCUUCUUGG
This is a messenger RNA of Glycine soja, 2596 nucleotides long. RefSeq names its product probable sulfate transporter 3.3. Bases 127 to 2097 code for a protein of 656 amino acids. Gene Ontology annotation, biological process: transmembrane transport. The transcript has 13 exons. NCBI's taxonomy places the organism in Eukaryota, Viridiplantae, Streptophyta, Magnoliopsida, Fabales, Fabaceae. The record is from RefSeq and is a predicted model, not a curated record. Gene Ontology annotation, cellular component: membrane.